GGUAGCCAGUUCAGUUCCGCAUCUCGGCGUGACGCCUCGCCCUGCCCUUUAAGACCCGCACUGUGGCCUCGCUGCGGACCAUGCUUCGCCACUGCACCGGCAGCAGCCACCAGAGCGUCGCAGCCGCCCCGGGCACCAUGGCGUCCACCACCUUCUCGCUCUUCUUCCCGCCGCCCGAGGCCCAGUGGCCGGCGGCGGACGAGGCCGCCGCGUUCGACGACGACCGCAGCUCCAUCACCACCUCGCCAUCGUCCCCGUCCUCCGCGUCGUCCGCGGGCUCCGUCGACUGCACGCUCUCGCUCGGGACGCCCUCGUCGCGCCGCGCCGCCGCCGCAGCGGCAGCCGCCGACCGCGCGGAGCUGGCCAAGCGCGCCGCGCUGCCGGCGUACCCGUCCGCGUCGGCGUCGCCCGUGUCGUGGGACGCUGCUGCCGAUCAGUCCUACUACUGCUGCCAGGCCAGCAAGACCGGCGCGGCCAAGGUCGCCGCGGCGCGAGCCGAGCACGACCCGCUGCUCAUGGACCGCCGCUGCGCCAACUGCGGCACCUCGUCGACGCCGCUCUGGAGGAACGGGCCUCGCGGGCCCAAGUCCCUGUGCAACGCCUGCGGCAUCAGGUUCAAGAAGGAGGAGCGGCGCGCGGCGGCGACGGCGGCCAUGGACCCUCAUCAGGGCGCGUACGGCUACGCCGCACAGCGGGCGCAGUACGGGUACGGGCCGGCCGGGAAGCAGGCGCCCGGCGCCGUGCCCUGCUACGGCGAGGGGGCGUUCCCGUGCGGCGGCGGCGACGUCGCGGACGCCGCCGAGGCGCCGUUCCUCGCGUGGCGGCUGAACGUUGUCGCGCCGGCUCCGGCGCCGGCGCCCGCGUUCGCGGUCUGGCCGGAGCGGGCGGGCUUGUUCCAGUACAACUAGCGAGGGGUGUGGAGUAAUCGGGAGGAGCGGAGCCGCCUCGGUGGGGUGCAACGGUUCUUUUUGGGGGGCGUUUUGUUGCACGGUUGCACGCGGACGCGGCUGGACUUGGCAAUUUGUAGGGUGUGGAAAGUUUGUAGGGUGUGGCACAGUGGGUCAGUGGAGGCACUUAGCUGUUCUGUUCAUCGAUAAAUUUAGCUGAUCGGAUUAACUAGCAUGCCCUGCUCUUUUCACCAACCUGUCGUUAAAAGGGGUUCCAAAAUUCGAAUUACGAGCGAUGUAAUCUGUCCAGUACGCACGAACGCAGGGCUCAUCAUCAUCAAGUAGAACGAAUAA
Panicum virgatum (switchgrass) is the source of this 1241-nucleotide messenger RNA. Its product is annotated as GATA transcription factor 15-like. Gene Ontology annotation, molecular function: zinc ion binding; sequence-specific DNA binding; DNA-binding transcription factor activity. The transcript has 2 exons. The record is from RefSeq and is a predicted model, not a curated record. Bases 81 to 908 code for a protein of 275 amino acids. Gene Ontology annotation, biological process: regulation of DNA-templated transcription; flower development. Lineage: Eukaryota; Viridiplantae; Streptophyta; Magnoliopsida; Poales; Poaceae.